CCUCAUUCAAAGUCAUAACGCGUAAUAAAAAUCAGCGAGAAAUCUUUAUAGCUGAUGUUAGUGAGACGAGACAACACUCAAGUUUCUACUGAGACUACUAACUUUAAGUUUAAGCCAGCUUUACGGAAAACUGAAAAAAACAAGAGACAAAAAUGGUUUUUAAAAAGAUUUUAAGAAUUCUCAAGAACGCCAGGAGAUUCCACUACAGAAGAUUUGAAGAUGAAUCUUCUCUUUUGGAGGAACAAGAAGAGGAGCCCGUGGGACCUCCUGAAGUCCCAAACGUCCCCUCUAAAGAAAGCCAAAUGGAGGAUCUAAUAUCAUUUACUGAUAUUAGCAUGACUCAGCAGAAUGAAAAUAAGGAGGAACGACAAGAGGAGCCCGUGGGACCUUCUGAAGCCCCAAACGUCUCCUCUAAAGAAAGCGAAAUGGAGGAUCUAAUAUCAUUUACUGAUAUUAGCAUGACUCAGCAGAAUAAAAAUGAGGAGGAACGACAAGAGGAGCCCGUGGGACCUCCUGAAGUCCCAAACGUCCCCUCUGAAGAAAGCCAAAUGGAGGAUCUAAUAUCAUUUACUGAUAUUAGCAUGACUCAGCAGCAUGAAAAUGAGGAGGACAUUCUCAUAGCAACUUUUCAAUCCCAAAUUCAAGCUUGGGAAGACGAAAAGUUGGAAAAUGAAAACCAGGACGACUUUCUCUUGAAACUUCUUUCCCAAGAGAACACAAAUCUGGAAAAGGAGAUUCAAAGAGUUCAACAGUCUGUCCAGUCGUUUGGAUCCCUGGAGCAGCAAUCCAGAAAUGACAGCUCUGAACUUCAGCUUCUGAGGCAAAGAAACGCAGAACUCCGAGCAGAACUCGAAGCUCUGCAGAGGAAAGAGGAGGAAAUCAAAUUCCAGAAUGCGCUUCUCAAAAAUGACAUUAAGUCUGAGACGGAAGAAGGUUUGACAUUGGAGAAUCAGUUGUGUAAGCUGAAACGUCAGUACAGUCAGGGUCUGAUGGAAAAUUCCAAGACCAAGAGUGAACUGAACGCUCUCCAAAAGACAAAUACGGACCUUCUGGAA
Oryzias melastigma (Indian medaka) is the source of this 1055-nucleotide messenger RNA. RefSeq names its product trichohyalin-like. NCBI's taxonomy places the organism in Eukaryota, Metazoa, Chordata, Actinopteri, Beloniformes, Adrianichthyidae. The annotation marks the transcript as partial. The record is from RefSeq and is a predicted model, not a curated record. The transcript has a single exon.